Chilo suppressalis (striped riceborer) is the source of this 5701-nucleotide messenger RNA. The record is from the annotation of a GenBank genome assembly. NCBI's taxonomy places the organism in Eukaryota, Metazoa, Arthropoda, Insecta, Lepidoptera, Crambidae.
AAAAUAUAUUUAUACAUAUUGUUAUUAAUUUGUUUUAAUGUGUCUUAUGAUAAUUUUCGCAUACAUGAAUUUUGAUGCUUACAUGCUUCGGAAGGUCUCAGCUGGAUCUGCAAUAUACGUUAAGCUCAAAUAGUAAGUUAGGGUCUGUUUCACUUAUGUUGGUCUUGAGGAAGUUUGAAGGCAUGCAUAAGCCGAUUUAUUAUUUUUUUUUAUGGCAAAGGAAGAAGUUUUUGUAUCAAAAUCUUUUCUAAUUCACAUGCCAGACCCACCAUAUUCCUCACCAUACCCCCAGGGGUAGGGUGGGACUGAACCAUACCACCGUAGUGAUGUGCACUAUAUGCUUUCAGGUUUAGUUUUUCCGAAUAUUACGUAGGUACCUAGUGUUGAUAGCAUCCUUUAAAACAAGUAUAAAUAUGUACUUGAAAUUCUUUUUUUAAUUGAUUGUUCUCAAUAAUAAUCUUAUCGUGUAUUUAUUUCAAGUAUCCUUUUGUCCCUUACAAUAGGUAAAAAAUAUGGAAAAAUGCUAAAUCGCCAAAGUUCCGCAUUACGCAAACAAAACCUGAGACAAGAAUCGUGGGAAUCACGGCCGCCUUACCGCUUUUACCUGCCGAUAAAAUAUUACUAGGACUAGAUUAUAUGAAAUCAGAAUACGAUAGCUUGAAACGGAUGCAUAAGUUCAUAAGCUACAUUGAAAGUUUUUGGGUAAAAAUACAUACUUCCGACGUAUUCAGCAUUUACGGUAAAAGACAUCGAACGACAAAUAUUUUAGAGUCGUGUCAUUCAAAAUUGAAUAAUUUUCAUAAUAAGAAUACAGUAACUUUAAUGCGACUGUUAAAUGUUGUACACAAUAUUCAUAAAAUAAAAGUUACUCCCAAAAAACGUUGAGCGGAACAAUUUAUUAAUGAUGAUUUUAUAACAGAAGUCCAAAUGCAGUUAGUGCACACGAAAUCACCAUUGGGAAUGGGUUAGACAAAUUAAGAACACAGAUUAUCAUCUUUUAAGUUUUUCUGUUUAAGAUAAAUAACAAAAUAAGUAUUUGUUAUAUAUUUAGGUUAUGCCAGAACAGAUUUCGGUUUUUUUAAUAAACUAUAUAUUUGUAUCUGUUAGGUAUCUAUUUUUUUUUCUAUUUUUCCAUCAAAUCCCAGCACUACAACGGUGGUAUGAUUCAGUCAUUCAGUCUGGCAUGCUAAUUCAGACACUUACAAAUGCGAUAUAAUCCUUAUUCUUGCAAACUGCUAUGUUACAUUAUUUAGAAAUCAAGUUAAUAUCUACCCGUACGGAUUUUCCGAUUCUUAGCACAACCCGGAGUACCUUACAUAAAAUAGCCGAAGCACUCUUUAGGCCAGCAACGAGUGGUCUUUGAUCUUUAUUUUAUUCAACAAACUAGCUGACCCAAUAAACUUAACAUUUUCAAGAUUAGUUAAAUUGAUGAUUUUACAACUGUAAACAAAUAAAAAAAAAACAAUAGUUUAUCAGGAUAAUAGUUAUAUUGUCUUUGCUUCUCUUAUUCGUCAAGGACAUCUCGUCUUGCUUUAGACAUUCUUAACUUAUUUUGUUUGCUGACGAUAUGAAGAUUCUUUGCCCAGUAGCAUCAUAUCAGAAUCAAAUGCGCAGCUUCUGCAAAACAAAUCUUGGAAACUCACAUUUCCUCCAAGUUUACCUAAUCAAUCUGCGUUUAGCUUUAGAACUAUAUUAUAAUACAGCUAAACGUACGAGUAGCUUGUUUAGAUGGGUGAGUGAUGAGGUAUGGGUUUUUUUGACACUUGUACGAGCGUUUUUAUCGAUGUUAUCUACGAGGUUCUUAUCGACUUUAAUAAAAAUAGAUACAUUUUCACUGAUUUCUCAGCACCGCCAUCAAACAUUAUGUAGCACUGGAAGAGAUCUGUGGGAACAUUUCAAUCGUGCAAAUGUCUCUCAACCAUAAAUGACUGAAUUGUGAAAGAAUAAAAAAAAUGGCCGUGUUUAGACUUUUCUGUAUUUUGAUUGUAUUGGUGACUGUUAACUGUUUGCCUAUUUUCAAAAAUGAUGAUAAAGUAGAAUUACCAGAGAUAGAUUCCUCUGAGGAUGUGCAAGUUGUAAAUGUGAGUGCGCGAGAUGAACGUCUGUCAAGAAGUUCGUUAAGACCUGGGAUGCAAGUUCGUAGCUACGCGAUCGAAAUUGAGCCUGACAUUGACAGUGGAACGUUUACUGGAACAGUGUUAAUAAACGCGCUAAUAAUUGACCAGGCGACAAUAUCGGACCCUAUCCUUUUUCACGUUGAAGACUUGGAUGUCAAUAGUGUUGAAGUCGCAAUAGGCGGAUCAACUCAAUACAACGACGCAAAUUUCGAAGUGGUCGAUGGUGAACUGAGGAUUACCGACUUGUCCCGGUCAACGUAUUGGUUCAGAAUAAGUUAUGAAGGUAAUUUGGAUCCGACCGCUGGAUUGUUUGUUGGAUCAUAUGACGGUGGGAGUUACUUAGCAAUGAAUCUUUUCCCGACUAAUGCUAGGCGAGUAUUUCCCUGCAUAGAUGAACCAACAGAAACAUCUAUCAUAUCUUUUACUAUCAACGAAGCACCCUAUGCCAAUAUAAUAUCAAAUACUCAGCUAGAAGCAGCAGACUCGGUCUCUUUUAAGUCGAUGGCAGGAGCGCCGUUCCGAUGGGCGCUUUUCGGUCAUGAUUUUACGACUUACAAUGUGCCGGUUACAAAUAUUGUCCAACUUGCUGGUAGACCAGGCUUAGCCGGUCAAGAGAAUCAAGCAUCGGUUGCUAUCAAUUCUAUCUAUGGCACUCUAAACGAAUGGACAAACAAACCUUAUUUAGAAAUAGUAAACAAUCAAGCAGACAAUAUGCAUAUAUUGGCUAUACCAGAUGUCGAUAUUGAAUGGAACACACUGUCCGUGAUAGGUCUUUGGGAACCCUACUUGAUGAUGGUCACACAACAACACUCAGUGAAGCAAAAGCAAGUUGCUCUUGUUAAGAUUGCAGAGGCUAUAGCUCGACCUUGGUUUGGAUUCACUCUUGUGGCCGAAAAUUGGAUACACCAAUGGAUAAUAACCGGGUUCCAGACUUAUGUAGCUUAUGAAGCUGUAAAAGAGCUGGAGAGCGGAAGCACAGAGGCCAUCGACUACGAUGCCAUAUUCGUCACCGAUGUAAUACAAGAGGGCUUGUAUCGGGACGGUUAUGCUUCAGCAACAAUUUUACAGCCCGAUGAUUUUAUUGACGAUGAAGUAGACAUCAGAAGUCACAUAAAUAAUGGUCUGUUAAAAUAUAAAGCACCGGCUAUACUAUCGAUGCUGAGACUAGCUAUGCAUGAAGAAACAGAUUUUAUAAAAGUUGGAGCUCAGGGCUUGUUUGUCCAAAGUAAUGUGGACACAGUGAACACUUUUAAUUUCUUGGACAAUGUUGGUGCUCCGUGGGAUGCACUUGAUGAGAAGCUGUUUAAUAACUUAGAAGAUUUUUUGAAUCCAUACAUCAAGGCCAGAGGAUGUCCACUUUUGUCAGUUACUUAUCAAAGAAACCUAGUAACUAUAGCGAGGUCAACUUUUAAUUUCGCCGGAGUACCGAGCGCUACUAACUUCUUCGUACCUAUAACGUUUACCACAAGUGCGGAUCCUGAUUUUGAAAAUGUAAUCCCCUCGAGAGUAUACAAUGAACCGACCUCCAUAGAAAUACCAGUAACCCUUGGCGAAGACGACUGGAUACUAUUCAACAUACAAGGAAGAGGUUAUUAUCGAGUUCAAUAUAAUCCUGAUAUGUGGGAAAGAAUAAUUGCAGCUCUCGAGGAUCCUGAGAGAAGAAACGAAAUACACCAUUUGAACAGAGCCACGUUACUAGAUGACUCCCUCAAUUUAGCAAGACGGAUAGCUUCUGGCCUGAACUAUGAUAUAGCGUUACGGAUAGUUUUGUCAAUGGAAUUAGAAAAAGAAUAUGCUGUUUGGAAGGCGUACAUUAGAAAUAUGAAUUUCAUAAGAAAACGCCUGGAUGCAUUGGUUACAAAUAACGAUGAAUUGGACCCUCAAGUUUAUUUAAGAAUAGUUCGAAGGAUCAUUAGUACCGUAGAAAAUGACCUAGACUUCAGAGCUGAGAAUCGUGUCGAACCGUCCAUGGAUACUUUGACUCGGGGUAUGGUGAUGGACCAUGCAUGCCGAGCGGGCUCCGAGACCUGCAUAGCAGCUGCCAUUGACUGGUUUUAUCUCGAUAAUGGAGUUAAUCCAAAUAUUCCCCGUGAUUUGAGACCUGCCAUUUAUUGCGCGAUGGUACGAGAGGGUGAAGAAGAUGUGAGGGAGAUGUUACUUGAACUUCUAGAAGAUAGUGAAACCAGAACAAUGCACGAUCGCGUUGUUAUUUUGGAAUCACUAGCGUGUUCUCACGAUGAAGGAUUUAUAGAAGGUUACUUAGGGGAAACAAUUUCAGAUGAUAGCCCAUAUUCAAUAGCAGAAAAGUUUAGAAUAUUCACAGCCAUCGCGGAAAGCAGUUACAACAAUGCUAAAUUAGCAUUAAGGUUCUUAAGAGAAAACACCAAUGAUAUCAGACAACAUUACGGUGGAAGUGCGAAAUUGGAAGAAGCUCUAUUUGUACUUGCUAAUAACAUCGUAGAAAACGACAUGGCCACAGAUUUCCGUAAUUGGCUUGGGGGCAAUAGUCAUAACUUACAAGACUCUCAAAAUGCGGCAAAUGUAGUACAGGAGAUCAUUACUGAAAACAUCGCUUGGUCUGACCGUCAUCUCCAAGAUGUCUACGAUUGGAUGGAACAGAAUGAUGCCACGACGGCUGCUGUAUCCAUGCUUCUUCUUUGUAUGACAGCUUUCAUUACCUUGUUUAGCUAAGUUAAUGCAAUACAUUCAAGUGAAGAAUUGUUAGGUUUGCGUUUUACAUAACAUAACCAAAUGGAUUUGUACAAGAUUAGUUGUGAUUUGUGCGUCAGUGCUCUGUUUAUAAAUUUAGGCUAACAAUUUCCUUUAUACUGGAUAUAACACAAGUCUAUAAGGAAAUAAAAUUUCAUAAGUUUCAUUUUACGUCAUUACAACUUCAUCUUCAUCGUCAAUACCAAAUAUAUAUUUGCCCAAAGAGAGAUUUAAAUCAUUAAAAUUUGAUGAAGCAAAUAUUUACGGAUUUAAUUGAACAGUUUUGAUAUCUAGUGAAGAAUUUUGUAAAGUAGGCACCUGGUACCUACUUGGUUACCUUAUUUACUUGUUUGCUUUAAAAAACAUAAAUUUAAAGAAAUUAGAAAUAAUAAAUAGCAAGAAUAGGUUUUUUUUUAUUGAUUUUAUUAGGAUUAUGUGUUUUAUUUUAUUUGUAAUAUAUCGUUGUACAUUAUAUGUAAGGACUCGACUAAUUUUUUUUUAUAGUAAAUAAUAUACGAGUAUCUAUAUAAUUAAUCUUGGGUAUGGGAUGUUCGCUAGGUUUAGCUUACAUGUACUUUACGAUUUAAUAUUAUCGACUAAUAUUUUAAGUGAAAGAAAAAAAAACUUAGUUAUCAAGGGGUAUGGUGCUGGUUUAGUACUAAGUACAUAAUAAUUAGUAUACUAAAAUGUAUUUUAAAGGCAAAAAGAACUCUUUGCUAUUAUAUAAAAUAGUGUUGGAAGUUUAUUUUUUCCUUUUUUGGAACGUGGCACAGAUAAGUACCUACGCUUAAAAUUUCUCACAAAUAGUAAGUACUCACAUCACUUCAGUUUAUCAGAUGUCAGGAUGGAGUUAUUUUGUUAGAUGUCACAAAAAA